GACAAAUCAAACAAGAUCACACAUGACUAUAUUUAGGCUUAUACAUUGAAAGAAUUUGAUGAGUCAAAGUACUUAGAUGAACAUUUCCAAAAGUCAAAACUGGACGAAUAGUUCGGGAUGGAGGGAGUAGUGUUUAAUCAGUAUGGAUUUGCUCCAUCUGUCCAUUUCUCCAUUAUACGUACGGUACUAUGUGUUUAAUCAGUCUGGAUUUGCUCCACCUGUCCAUUUCUCCAUUAUAUUUCCCAUUCUACAAAACACCUUAGCACUUGGUUGCUGCUAAAUCGGUUUGCUGCAAGAGAUGGAAAGGAAAAGAAACAGGGGAGACUUUGAAAGCCGGACUUCAACUUCAAGAAUGAAUAUCUCCCAUUGCAUGGAUGAUGUAGCAGGAGAAGAAGAGGACGAUGAUCAAUGUGACUUGUCCUGUUGUCCAAGGACGCCCAAAAUGUCUACCCCUCGAAAGCCACGCCAAAAAAACAAAUCCUUGGAUCAUAAAAUCCUUUUUCAAAGCCAUAGUAGUGCAGGCAAGUUCUCUGUCUUAUCCAAUGACGCCCAAAAUGGCACUUUCAAAGCUCUGCAGGUGUAUGGUAGAAGAUACGGGGAAAAAAAGAUUGUGCCUUUCUUUCAAAAUUGUAUGCAAGAUAAUGAGGGUAGUGAAGCAGCUGCGGCAAAGUUGGAAGAGGAAAGGGAGGUGUUUUGGUUGCGCAUUGCAUCAUUCAUUUCUCAUAUGCAUCCUGUCCUGGGUAAUAGACGAUUCUCUCCAUGGAAAGGCUCUGUUGUUGAUUCAGUAGCAGGAGCAUUUCUAGCUCAAAAUGUGUCAGACGUCUCAUCAAGCUCUGCUUUUAUGUCCCUUGUGGCCAAGUAUCCAAAUGCUGACAAUGGAAAUAAGCACAUGAAUCAUCAAAGUGUUUUACGGAAAACAGAGGUGAAGAAGUUGAAGAAAAAAGGACUUAGAGUGAAGCUUUUAGUCCGGAAAACAGAAAAGAAAGGAAAAAGUGUUUCUUUUCGAAAUAAUAUAAGAAAGAUGUGUGCUCAUGACGACCAGAAUUUGAGAUGUGAUGAUGAUGAUACUACAUCUAAUGCUAUAGAUUGGAACACGGUUUGCUCCGAAGAUGUCGAUGAGAUUUCUGAAGCCAUUAAGGAAAGAGGAAUGGACAAAAAACUUGCAGAGAGAAUCAAGGUUGACACCAAUGUCGGACGCAUAUUAGUUCGUUUGGGAUGGGUUCCCAUUGAUUCACUUCCACUAGACCAACAAAUGCAUCUCCUCCAAAAGUACCCAAAAGAGAACUCCAUUCACGCGUAUAUAUGGCCAUUGAUAUGUACGCUUGAUCACUCGAUCCUGUAUGAAGUUCACAACCAGCUGAUUACAUUUGGAAAGGUAUUCUGUACUAAAGUUCAACCGAAUUGCAAUGCUUGUCCAAUGAGAGAAGAGUGCAAGCACUUCGCAAGUGUUUCCAUGAGUUCAAACCUUAUUUGUCCGGUGUCACAAGAGAGAGGUCAAGUUGGCCAAGUUCAUCCACAAUCAUCGGCCAAUAGUUCCAUUAUCACUGAAAAGAUGGAACAAGAAUCUGUUCUUUAUCCAAUUCUCGAAUCAACAAAAAUAGAAUUUGAAGAUAUUGGCCAUGAUGAAAUACCAACAAUAAAAAUUGACAAGGCACUCAUGGAAGAGAGUAACCUUGAUGGGUCUAAAGCUGUGAUAGUUCCAACUCUAGAAGGUCCAUCCAUCCCUUUGCCUAAACUGAGAAACAUAAGCCGUUUAAGGACGGAGCAUGAAGUUUAUGAACUUCCAGAUGCACACCCACUUGCUGCUAAGCUAGGGGAACGAGAACCCGAUGACCAGCCCUAUCUGCUUGCUAUUAUUACGACGCCAGAUUCCUCAAAGACUUUGGAGGGCGGAAUGGAAGAGGACAUCAAUACAGUUCAGGGAACACUUAUGAUACCAUGUAAAACGGCCAACAAAGGACGUUUUCCACUCAAUGGAACAUUCUUCCAAGUCAAUGAGGUGUUUGCUGAUUAUGAAUCCUGCAAGCACCCCAUUCGUGUUCCGAGGGCGUUGAUAUGUGAACUUCCAAGAAAGACAUUGUACUGUGGAACCUCAAUAAGUGCAAUAUUUCGAGGAAACAGCCUCUCUACUAGGUUGUUGUAGUCUGAUGAAUAUUUGUAUGAAAUUCAGAUAUGUCAACUGAAGGUGUGAAGAGAUGCUUCUUGAGAGGAUAUGUUUGUUUAAGGGGUUUUAACCGCAAAACACGAAAGACCACG
Cuscuta campestris is the source of this 2256-nucleotide messenger RNA. NCBI's taxonomy places the organism in Eukaryota, Viridiplantae, Streptophyta, Magnoliopsida, Solanales, Convolvulaceae. The record is from the annotation of a GenBank genome assembly.